UCAUGGUUUUUGCUCUUUACCAUUAAACGCUAAAUGCUAUGGUUUUGUUUGUAUGCAUGAUGCAAAACUAACAACAGAGCAAAUUCCAUGUCAGCAAUAAUUAAAAAUUUUAAGUUUAACAGAGGUGUACCAAGGAUAUUAGUAAUGCAUGUACAAAGCACUCUUAUCGAACUUAAUGUAGCUAGGCUAGUUUGAAAAUUCAAAUAUGAUUCAUAUAAAUGUAAUAAAUUUUCAUAGAAAGCUAUGCUGAAAUUGACAAAUAGUUUUUACAGAUAUUUAGCGUUUACAUGUGAGAAGGUUAACAAGGCACAUGUGAGACGAUUCUCGCAUUUGAAUUGUAAACGGAAGACAUGUGGUACGGAGUGCGUGGAUAUAAAACUGACAGCACAGUUCCACUCGAGCCUACAACUGCGACAACACGGCCACGGGAAGAAACGAGUGAAGAUCAAGAUACCGCCUUUGAAUUCCAAUGAGUGUAAUAAGAGACAUAAGCCAAUGAGUGAUCCAUUGCAACCUUCCAUUAAUCAUGCUAGUUAUGGAGGAACAUUUGAUGUUUCAUCAGAAAGUACUGAGGAGUGGCAUCGGCAGAUGGACGCAGCAGCGACCUCGGCUGAAGGCAGGAGGCCUCCGCUCAAUAUACCACCGGACUUUAGAGUGUGGGAAACAGUAGGCAACAGUUGGGAAUGCAGACAGGGUCCAUCAGUGAAGUUCAAAGUGUUAUCUUACAACGUGCUCGCCCAGUACCUACUAGAGUGCCACCCGUACUUAUACACUGACUGCUCGCCGCGCGAUCUGAAGUGGAAGGCCAGGGCUGCGCGCCUCUACGACGAAAUCACCAAAUUGGCACCUGAUAUAUUAUGCUUCCAAGAAGUACAAGCGUCUCACGUAGAAAGUUUCUACUCGCAGUUCGAGCGGAUAGGAUACUUCGGCGUGUUCAAACAAAAGACGGGGCACAGGCAGGACGGGUGCGCCAUCUACUUCAAACAGUCCAAGUUUGAACUCAAGGAUCAUCUUAGUGUGGAGUUCUACCAACCAGAGCUCCCGAUCUUGAACCGGGAUAAUAUUGGUAUAAUAGUGAAGUUGCUGCCUCAUGAGCUCCCGGGUUCGCCCGUCGUCGUUGCCACCACACAUCUGCUGUACAACCCUAAGAGGACAGAUGUCAGACUGGCACAGAUGCAGGUCUUCCUGGCUGAGAUCGACCGUUUCGCUUACUAUGAUAACGGUAGAGAAUCAGGACAUCAUCCUAUAAUAAUGACGGGAGACUUGAAUUCAACGCCAGACAGCGCUGUUAUAAAACUGUUAGAUAGAGGACAUGUUAGCGCAAGUCCUUACCGAGAUAAUUCUGACUGGAGACGCAUAGGAGUGACGGACAACUGCCAACACCUCUCUGUGAUCCUGAACAGGCAGCAGGGGAUAGACACUAAAUUCAGCAAUAUUAAGAUAUAUAACUCGGAGUAUACUGUGGCGGAGGCGGAGUCGUGCGGGUACUCCGCCCUCACGGAACAGUUCAGUUCGAUGUUUAACAGCAGCGUGAUCGGACACUCGCUCAACUUGGGCUCAGUUUACAGCUCCUUCAAAAGUGAUGGACAGUGCGUUGCCACCACCUUCCAAGACUACUGGGUUACCGUCGACUAUAUUUAUUUUAGUUGUUGCAGUGCGUUGAAGGUGGUGGAACGCCUGCGUUUACCUACCGAGACCGAGUGCGAAGUGCUCGGCCGCCUGCCCAACGAGGUGUAUGGCUCCGACCACCUGGCCCUGGCUGCCGUCUUCGAACUCAAGCCGUACAAGUCCACUCUAUAACUCACACAAACAACUCCGGACUACGGAAUAAAUACGCCACGGAAAAAAUGUCCUUGUUAUCUUGCUUAGUACAUUAAGAUGAUUGCUUUUGCAAUACCAAAAAUGAUCAAUAAAAGUUUGGUAUUUCGGGGCGCAUAAAGAAAUGUCUCCUUUUGAAUUUAUUUAGUCUCGCUGUUUUACUGCGGAUGCGAAUACGUACUCGUCCUGUUGGUGUAUUUGUCGAUUGUCGUGCUGUAUACCUCUGACUAAUAAUUUGACAUCGCUUAAUUAAGUAGUAUAUUGGAUUUGUUAAUGACUUAUUUAUUAUAUAUUCUCUUAAACGAAAUAAUCUCUCCCGAGCUGGUUGAAAUAAUUAUUUAUGUCUGUAUUAAAACUAAUAAUUAUGUAUGUAGUUAUUUAAGAAUACCAUGUGGUCACGCCUCUUGCCCGUUUGAUUACUGGUAAGACGUAUUUUCAAUUGACAUCCGAUUAAUUAUCACAAACAAGUUUGCACAUGCCGAGUGAUGUCAUGAAUUGUAUCAUAAUUAGGACUCAGUGGGUCAUAUCUCACUGUCUGGUUAGAAAGUUGAUUGAUUCUGGACAUGUUUAAUAGUGAAUUAGACAUAGACUAGGUACAUAAUUGUCAUAGUUUAGAGCCCUCUUCAGCUCUUAGGCCCAACCACAACCAAAGCAGAGCGGAACGGAAAAAAUCUGAAUUCCGGUAUUCAAACAUGUCAUCUCUGCUCACUUACGGCCAGUUUCUUCAUCAAAAGUUAAAGUUAAAGUAAUGUCUAAAGUUAAAGUAACGGUCAAAUUCGUUUUUUCAAGGCUAAAGUGACAGCAAAAUUCAUAGAAAAAUUGAAUUUAACCGUUACUUUUACUUUAGUCAUUACUUUGACUUUUACUUUGGCUUUAACUUUUGAUGAAGAAACUGGCUGUUAGACAUCACAAAUUACCCUUGAGCGGAGAUAUUAUAUUCUUUAAAAGCUUUUCCGCUCCGCUUUGUCACCUUUACGUGAUAUGGUCUUUAUUCAUUUGCCAACUUUAUCUAGAUUCGUUUAAAAAUGUUAGUAUUCAUAACAACCUUAGGUACAGAAAAAUACGAAACUUUGUCGUGAACAAGUCAUGGUAAAAAACUAAUUUAUUCUGACAACGGUUCAUUACCAGUUCAUCUUUCCCGUGAAUAUGAUUACACGUCGAUUUUUAAACUAUUUGAACUAUAACGCGGACGGGGAUUGGAUUAACUUAACGUAAUUGUAAUAUAUUUCAUUGUUUUAUUUUAUAGAUUUUUAUGUGAUGGAAAGAAUAAAUGAAUAUUUUUUUCUA
This is a messenger RNA of Helicoverpa armigera (cotton bollworm), 3105 nucleotides long. RefSeq names its product protein angel homolog 1. The transcript is spliced from 10 exons. The record is from RefSeq and is a predicted model, not a curated record. The coding region runs from base 244 to 1800 and encodes 518 amino acids. Gene Ontology annotation, molecular function: 3'-5'-RNA exonuclease activity. NCBI's taxonomy places the organism in Eukaryota, Metazoa, Arthropoda, Insecta, Lepidoptera, Noctuidae.